Molecule: messenger RNA, 1945 nt
Organism: Nylanderia fulva
Lineage: Eukaryota; Metazoa; Arthropoda; Insecta; Hymenoptera; Formicidae
Source: RefSeq, a predicted model, not a curated record
AUGUUGCCUUGCAUGUCACGAGUUAGUGACAUUAACGCAAAAUAACGCGUCGAUACGUUCGUUUGUCAGCAAGUUGCCAAGUAUAUACGUACAAUGGCAUUCGAAAGUGUUGUGUUAAUGACUUUUGCGUGGAUUGCCAUAAUAUAUCUUAUCUUUCAUUUUCGCCGGUUAGUUUUUGUCAAAAUGGUGAAAAACAUACCCGGUCCAAAGGCAUUGCCACUCGUCGGGAGCGUCUUCCAUUUGUUAAAUAGAAAUGCUGACGAAAUUUUUGGUUUUCUACUUAGUUUUGCGAGAGAUUAUUCGUCCCCGUUUCAAGUUUGGAUGGGUAACAAAUUAUUUAUUGGAAUAUAUGAGCCAGAUCAAAUAAAGAUCAUAUUACAAAGUGGCAAUUGCUUAAAUAAGGGUAAGCUGUAUAAAUUUAUUGAACCAGCACUUGGUAAGGCAUCAUUGCUAACGUGUCCUGCAUCUGUAUGGAUUAAGAAUCGAAAAAUAUUAGUGUCAGGCUUUAAUUCAAAUAUGUUACAAAGCUUUUUUGAUAUAUUUGUCGAACAAUCUGUAAUAUUUACGGAUCAAUUGGAAAAAAUUGAAUUAAAUGGAAAUGAGAUUGUAUUAGCUGAACCUAUAUUGCAGUGCACUGCAACUAUUGCAUGUGACACUGUUCUUGGCGUCAAGUGGGAUUUACGAGCAGACAUAAUCAGUCAAGUCUGUAAAGAAAUUAUAAGAUGUAGAAAAGGUAUAAGGCACAGAUUACAGAAUAUAUUCUUGCAUCCUAAUAUUAUAUAUAAUCUCUCUGCUUCCGGACGUAAACAACAAAAGGGUUUAAAUUUCAUACGUUCCUUCGUGGAUGAGAUGAUACAGCAGCGACAAUGUGCAUUAAAUAAAUCGAAGACUGAUGUGAAAGAAAUAAUUCACCGAGCAAUUUGCGACAUGCUCUUGAAAAAAUCUAACAAAGAAUCAUUCACGCACGACGAUAUUCACGAUAACGUGCUGACAAUGUUAGUGGCGGUAUGUAAGAUGUCUCUACAGGCCAGCGACACAAUUGCCAUUACAAUCAAUUUUGCAACCUUUAUGUUGGCGAACUUUCCGGAGAUACAGGAAAAAGCAUAUCAGGAAUUGUUGGGAAUUUACGGACUAGAAAGUCCCAAAUUCGCAUCAAUUAAAUAUGAAGAUUUACAGUAUAUGGACUAUCUGGAUCGCGUUAUUAAAGAAACGAUGCGAUUAUUCCCUGCGGUGCCUUUAAUCGCACGACAACUAACCGAAGAUUUAAGAUUGGGAGAAUUUAUUUUACCGAAAGAUGCUGAUAUUAUCAUAGCACUGGGAAAGGUGCUUCGAAAUAAAAAAUAUUGGCCGAAUCCUUUAAUGUUUGAUCCGGAUAGAUUCUUGCCCGAAAGAUUGGGAAACACUUACUGGGAUUAUUAUAUAGCUUUUAGUAACGGGCCUAGAAGUUGCAUAGGUAUGAAGUAUACGAUGAUUUCCACGAAAGUUAUACUAGCAACUUUGAUACGCACAUUUGUGUUUAAAGUCGAUAAAAGUAUCGCGAUCGAUAAAAUAAAAUUAAAUUUUGAUAUUCUACUAUCUCCUACUGAGCCUCUGAAAGUCAAACUUGAAAGGCGGGAGUUUCUAUCAAAAGGAAUAUAAUGUACGAAAUAUGUUCAACAAAAUGUAAUAUGAACAGUACAAGCCAAACUUAUAUCACCUCUUGAUUUUUUCAGCAUAAUUUGUUUUAAAGUGCGUGAAUCUUUAUCGAAUCACAACAUGAUUUGAAGAUUAAUAUAACAUUUAAUUAUAAUUUAAUAUAUGUUAUACCGUCCGUCAAAACAUGUUAUAAUUCGUGUCGAAAUCCGUGCACUUUAAAACAAAGUAUCCUGAAAAAAUCAAAAGGGAUAUAUAAUUUUGGCCUGUACUGUACUUUAUGUAAAAUUAUAUUAAAUUAAAAAAUAAAAUA